CUCACAGUCGCCUCGGAUCCCAGAUGAGAGCGAUGGCGCCGCACACGCUGCUCCUGCUGCUGGCGGCCGCCCUGGCCCCGACCCAGACCCGCGCGGGCUCGCACUCGCUGCGGUAUUUCUACACCGCCGUGUCCCGGCCCGGCCUCGGGGAGCCCCGGUUCAUCUCUGUCGGCUACGUGGACGACACGCAGUUCGUGCGCUACGACAGCGACGCUGAGACUCCGAAAUAUGAGCCGCGGGCGCCGUGGGUGGAGAAGGAGGGGCCGGAGUAUUGGGAGAGGAACACACAGAGAGUCAAGAACAGCGAGCAGAUUAACAGAGUUGACCUGAGGACCCUGCUGGGCUACUACAACCAGAGCGAGGGCGGCUCUCACACCAUCCAGAGGAUGUACGGCUGUGAGGUGGGGUCGGACGGGCGCCUCCUCCGCGGGUAUGAACAGGUCGCCUACGACGGCCGCGAUUACAUCGCCCUGAACGAGGACCUGACGACGUGGACGGCGGCGGACAUGGCGGCGCAGAUCACCAAGCGGAAGUGGGAGCAGGCUGGGGAUGCAGAGAUAUGGAAGGCCUACCUGGGGGACACGUGCGUGCAGUGGCUGCGCAGACACCUGGAGAACGGGAAGGACGCGCUGCUGCGCACAGAUCACCCAAAGGCACAUGUGACCCAUCAUCCUGGACCUAAAGGUGAUGUCACCCUGAGGUGCUGGGCCCUGGGUUUCUACCCUGCUAACAUCGACCUGACCUGGCAGAGGGAGGAGGAGGAACAGACUCAGGACAUGGAGCUGGUGGAGACCAGACCUUCUGGGGAUGGAACCUUCCAGAAGUGGGCAGCUCUGGUGGUGCCUUCUGGGGAGGAGCACAAAUACACAUGCCAUGUGUACCAUAAGGGGCUGCCUGAGCCCCUCACCCUGAGAUGGGAGCCUCCUCAGUCCACAGUCCCCAACAUGGCAGUUAUUGUUGUUCUGGUUCUCCUUGGAGCUGUGAUCAUUGGAGCUGUGGUGGCUGUUGUGAUGAAGAGGAGGAGAAACCCAGGUGGAAAAGGAGGAAACUAUGCUCCAGCUUCAGGCAGGGACAGUUCCCAGAGCUCCGAUGUGUCUCUCCCGGACUGUAAAGCGUGAAGACAGCUGCCUGGUGUGGAUGGAGUGACAGACGAUGUGUCCAGGUCUCUCCUGUGACAUCCAGAGCCCCUCAGUUCACUCUCAGCAAUAGUGUCUGAUGUUCCCUGUGAUUCCAUGGGCUCAAUGUGAAGAACUGGGGAGCCCAGCCCACCCCGCAUACCAGGACCCUGUCCCUGCACUGCCCUGUUCCCUUCCACAGCCAACCUUCCUGUUCUUGCAGACAGGAGGGGACAUCUCCAUCCUGUCACCUCCAUGCUGUCCUGACUUCCCCACUGAAAAUAAGAAUCUGAAUGUGACCUUGAUUGUUAAUGUCCUUGAUCUCAAAGGUUGAUUGACGGUAAAAUAAAGGAUUGAGAUAGAGUUUACGGAGGAAAUAAAUGGCAGCGUGGAGAACCUCCCAGAA
This is a messenger RNA of Microtus ochrogaster (prairie vole), 1521 nucleotides long. Its product is annotated as RT1 class I histocompatibility antigen, AA alpha chain-like. The transcript has 8 exons. NCBI's taxonomy places the organism in Eukaryota, Metazoa, Chordata, Mammalia, Rodentia, Cricetidae. Bases 24 to 1118 code for a protein of 364 amino acids. The record is from RefSeq and is a predicted model, not a curated record.